AAGAGAAAACAAAGUUCAUACUGUUAAUAAUUAAUACAUAAGAAAAUGAUGACCAGAAUGGUCUUCCAGAUUGGAACUUUUCAAAUUAACUUAAGGGUAAAAACAGUCAUUUUAAAUUGUUGGCACCUGGUUUUUACAUAAUGAAAGCAGUUCUUCUAUGUGGUGUAUUUCCUUGAGGGCCUUCUCUGCUUUACUCAUCCAAACAAGAUGGAGCCAUGACUUUGGAACACAACCAGUCAACAGAUUACUACUAUGAGGAAAAUGAAAUGAAUGGCACUCAUGACUACAGUCAGUAUGAAGUGAUUUGUAUAAAAGAGGAAGUCAGAAAAUUUGCAAAAGUUUUCUUGCCCGCCUUCUUCACAAUAGCUUUCAUCAUUGGAAUUGCAGGCAAUUCCAUAGUGGUGGCAAUUUAUGCCUAUUACAAGAAGCAGAGAACCAAAACAGAUGUGUACAUCCUGAACUUGGCAGUGGCAGAUUUACUCCUUCUAUUCACUCUGCCUUUUUGGGCAGUUAAUGCAGUUCAUGGGUGGGUUUUAGGGAGAAUCAUGUGCAAAGUCACUUCAGCCUUGUAUACAGUCAACUUUGUCUCUGGAAUGCAGUUUCUGGCUUGUAUCAGCAUAGACAGAUACUGGGCUAUAACUAAAGCUCCACGUCAAUCAGGAGUGGGGAAACCAUGCUGGCUUAUCUGUUUCUGUGUCUGGAUGGCUGCCAUCUUGCUGAGUAUACCUCAGCUGGUUUUUUAUACAGUCAAUCACAAGGCUAGGUGCAUUCCCAUCUUUCCAUAUCACCUAGGAACAUCAGUGAAAGCAUCAAUUCAAAUGCUGGAAAUCUGCAUUGGAUUUGUAAUACCCUUUCUUAUUAUGGGAGUGUGCUACUUUGUCACAGCAAGAACACUUAUCAGGAUGCCCAACAUUAAAAAAUCUCGUCCCCUCAAAGUUCUGCUCACAGUGGUUAUAGUUUUUAUUGUCACUCAGCUGCCUUAUAACAUUGUCCGGUUCUGCCAAGUCAUAGACAUCAUCUACUCUCUGAUCACCGACUGCGACAUGAGCAAACGCAUGGAUGUUGCCAUCCAAAUCACAGAGAGCAUUGCACUCUUUCACAGCUGCCUCAACCCAAUCCUGUAUGUUUUCAUGGGAGCCUCUUUCAAAAACUACAUUAUGAAAGUUGCUAAGAAAUACGGGUCCUGGAGAAGACAAAGACAAAACGUGGAGGAGAUUCCUUUCGAUUCAGAUGAUCCUACAGAGCCAACCAGUACUUUCAGCAUUUAAAUGUAAGACUGCUGCCUCUUGCUUCGAUACACAUGAAUGAUGCUUCUCUCUCAGAUAAAACAUCUGCUUUAUUCUGAAACUUAAAUCUCAAAUACCGUGGUGCCAACUUAUAGCAAUCAAGAGGUGGGGGGAAGGUGGGGAGAAUAUAGCAACCAGGAAGAGGAGGAAAUGACAUAAUAAAUGCAGAAAACAUGAACUUAAAGUUAACAAUAUAGGAAAAUAGUAUUAACAGGUAUAAAUAAUAAAAACACAUGCUAUGAAUUAGGCCAUCUGAAACAGAUUAAUAAAAAGGCUUAUAUUAAGGGGCAUUUCUAAUUAUUUUAAAAGAUCUAAAUUUUAAUGUAAGAAUGAUUUCACUGCAUAAUUUCAGUAUUUGAAUAACUAUACAACAAAAUUUAAUCAUUUUUUCCUGUUUCUUAGUUUGUAAGUGAUUUCCUAAGAUCCCAGAAAUAACAAUGUAACAAUAAAAAUAUUACAUAAAAAGUUUUACGGGCCCUUUUAAUACAAAAACUUUUUUUUUUUCCCUUUUAUCCCUGGUAAAUUUCUGAACAUGUGCUUCCAUGAUGUUAAUUUUCUUCAGUAAUAAACUGGUUAUCCCAUUAGAUUUACCUGUAUACUCUAGAAGCAAUCUUUAGAUAAUCAUAUUUACCUAGAUUCCAAUUUUGCGAGUUCCUAAAGGGCUUAUCCAUUUAUGUGAGUCUAUUACUGAGGGUUGACUAAACAAUACAUUUUCUUACAUACAGAUUCUUAUUUUUUUGCUUAAGCACUUACAUUUUUAAGCAAUAAAAGUAUGUGACACAAUAGAUGAUUCUUAAUAACAUGUAUAUCUUAUCUCUUUCAAUACAAUUAUUUAUAAAUUAUAGUUCAUUUAAUAUGUCCCUACUGAGGGGUGCCUGGGUGGCUCAGUGGGUUAAGCCCACUGAGCCCUUC
Molecule: messenger RNA, 2198 nt
Organism: Lutra lutra (Eurasian river otter)
Lineage: Eukaryota; Metazoa; Chordata; Mammalia; Carnivora; Mustelidae
Gene: ACKR4
Product: atypical chemokine receptor 4
Exons: 2
Coding region: 216-1268 (350 amino acids)
Biological process (GO): G protein-coupled receptor signaling pathway; chemotaxis; immune response
Cellular component (GO): membrane
Molecular function (GO): chemokine binding; chemokine receptor activity; scavenger receptor activity
Source: RefSeq, a predicted model, not a curated record